Messenger RNA from Cuscuta europaea, 685 nucleotides. NCBI's taxonomy places the organism in Eukaryota, Viridiplantae, Streptophyta, Magnoliopsida, Solanales, Convolvulaceae. The record is from the annotation of a GenBank genome assembly.
CCUCCCUUCAACCGAUCAAGCGUCUCUUCUACACACAUCUUCUCUCCUUCUCUCCUGCACACCAUCCUCCCUCUCCCCUUCUACUCAAUGUUUUUUUUUCUCAAUGGAUUUUUUCUGCACAACAGAUCGAUCGAGUACUCAAUCUCUGCACUCAAAUCGAUCAACUUCACCAUAUAGUUCGUACUCCAUCGUCGAUUUCAUCCUUAGCUUAGCCCGCCGCCGACUCCACCACACGCAACCGCUGUUUGGCCAGUGUGUUGUGAAGGUGGUGUCGGUGCUUGGAGUUGCAGUGGUAGCCUCUAGAUCCGAGUCUCAUGGUGGUUUUUCUAACAAGCAGCAACGGCGAUCGGAGUGGGCGGCGGCAGAGGAUUAUAACGUUGGUUGGGGCGACGACGGUGUGGGCGGCGACGGCAAUGAUGGCAGCGGUGGCGAUGAUGAUGACGGAAGCGCUUGCGAUGGCGGCUACAGGCGUUGGCGGCGCGGGUGGCUGAAGUGCUCGUGUUGAAAUUUUAGGGUUCAUCACAUUGUAAUUUUACAAUUUUAAUUAUAAAUUCAAAUAAAAGGUGAAUGGGGACAUUUUUGUACAACUAGGUGAUUUUAAGUCCUAUGAAACAUAGUUUAGUUUUUUAGUUCUAUUUGUGCAAAUGGUUAUACUUUUAGUCCUAUAAAGAUAAUUAACUCCAAC